Molecule: messenger RNA, 654 nt
Organism: Notodromas monacha
Lineage: Eukaryota; Metazoa; Arthropoda; Ostracoda; Podocopida; Cyprididae
Source: the annotation of a GenBank genome assembly
AUGAUACUCACUUCUUGUUUGCGAACAGAAACCUUGGUCUUUGACCAUCAGUCCUUGUAUCAACGUCGUGGUGAUGACGAUGAUGCUUCCGGAAGUGUGUCUUUGUUGGACCAGAUCCCAGAGGACCUGAAUUCCGGGUCCACCUGGGACAUGGAGGACGAGUCCCAACAGUCCCUCAAUUCCUCCAUGAAUGGGUCCCCCACGAAAUAUUCCCCCAUCAGUGCCGAGGACUCGAUAGAAGAUGUUUACGAGAUCAAGUUUUCCAGGAGACGAGGAAGCCUGGGUUUGAAUCGACUUUCGUCGAGCAGAACGUCGCAGAACUUCCCUAUUCUGGAUAAUAAUAACCAUCAUCGAGUGACGAUGUCGAAUACGACGAUGACGACCAGUAGAAAGAACCAUCAUGAGCACAGUCAUGCUUUGCCAGCCAUCAAUAUUUUGGAUGACAAGGAAUUCGGGAUGGAUUUGUCAGUGCAGAAAGCAGCUGGGGGCAAAGGGAUUCAGCUGAAUAUUCACACACUGCCGAAUAUUUACAUGAGUUUGAUGAUUGCCAAGGAAGAUGUUCAUCGGGACGAGUCAUCUCCGGAAUUCGAUCGUGUCAAGCUUCCCAGUCUCCCUGCGGUGCAAUUUGAAGAAACCGAAGUGAAAACUGUUCCA